AAUUUGUGUUUAGGUUUCGCCUUGAGAGACACAUUUCAUCAGUAACCAGUAAACUCUUGGUUUCGUUUUCGAUGUUUGCAAACAGAGACCGCUCAGCUGAUCCACUCCCCAGAUCUGUAUUUAAGGUGUGCCCCUGCAGAUAUCUAUUUAAAAUGCGACAACACCCACAGUGCAAAGGCAGUAGAAGGUGUUAUACGUGUGGUUUUAAGAUGCAUUUAUCUUCAGUCUCUCCGAAACUGCUCCUGCAGCUCUGCAUCAGCGCCAUCCACAGCAUUUUUGCGAGCGUCUUUUCCAAAGUUUGUUAUUGGACAACGGGAGCCAGCAAAGGAAGCACCUCGGUCCUCUCAGCUGCUGCUGCUGCUGCUGCUGGCAGUGAAUUGAACCAGAGUAAAGAUCAAGAUGCAACGACUCCAACAAGUGUCAACUACCACUUUACGCGCAAAUGCAAUUACAAAUGUGGAUUUUGUUUCCACACUGCAAAAACAUCCUUCGUGCUGCCUCUGGAGGAAGCCAAACGGGGGCUGAAGCUUCUAAAGGAGUCAGGCAUGGAAAAGGUCAAUUUCUCUGGAGGCGAGCCCUUCCUGCACGAAAAGGGAGACUUUCUGGGGAAGAUGGUUCAGUUUUGCAAACAAGACCUGCAGCUGCCAAGUGUCAGCAUUGUGAGCAAUGGAAGCAUGAUUAAAGAAACGUGGUUCCAGAAAUAUGGUGAUUUUCUGGACAUCCUGGCCAUCUCUUGUGACAGCUUUGACGAGGCAACCAACCAGCUCAUUGGCAGAGCUCAGGGCAGGAAGAGCCACCUUGACAACCUCUACAAGAUCCGCAACUGGUGCCAGCAGUACAAAGUGGCGUUCAAGAUCAACUCGGUCAUCAACACCUUCAACAUCGAUGAGGACAUGACGGAGCAAAUCAUGGAGCUCAACCCUGUCCGCUGGAAGGUGUUCCAGUGUCUGUUGAUUGAUGGGGAGAAUGCAGGAGAGGCGGCCCUGAGAGAGGCAGAGAGGUUCGUCAUCAGCGACCAACAGUUUCAGGAGUUUCUGGAUAGACACAGCAGCGUCUCUUGCCUUGUUCCUGAGUCUAAUGAGAAGAUGAGGAACUCCUACCUGAUCCUGGAUGAAUAUAUGCGUUUCCUGGACUGCCGAGAGGGAAGGAAGGACCCGUCCAAAUCCAUCCUUGAUGUGGGUGUGAAGGAGGCCAUUUGCUUCAGUGGCUUUGACGAAAAGAUGUUUCUCAAAAGAGGAGGGAAAUAUGUGUGGAGCAAAGCUGAUAUGAAGCUGGAGUGGUGAAAAUCUGCAGCUAGUUUUGAAAUGUUUGCACUGACAAUUUGUACAGUUUGAAAGAUGAAGUUUUUUAUUUUAAGCACUUUUAUAAUUUACCAGACUUCUUAUGCUUGGUGGAAAGUGUUACAACAUGUUGUAUUGAAGGAAUAGUAGAAGUGUUUGUAUAUUUGAAGUAUUGAAAUUGCUAUUUUAUUACUUUAUGUUUUGUUAUUUCAUAGCAACCUCAAAACACAAUGAAGUCAGCUUGUUGCAUGUCAGCCAUUUACAGUCUGAUCUUAAGGUCACAGUUUCAUUUUAUGUUUUCUUGUUAGGGUAGAUGUAGAACUAGUCACACUGGUUUUAGCUUUAGUAAUAUUGUGAGCUGAUUUACAGUAAGUUGAACAGCUGCCUAUGAAUUUUGAUGACCGAAGGGAACCUUGCAAUUCACAAAUUGAGCAAGAACUAGUCUUUAGACAUUGAAUCUUAUUAAACUAAGUGUUUUUUCCUGUUAUCUCAACUUUGGAGACUCUACUUGCUGCCAUUGUUAUAGCAACAUUGUAGAUAACAGGUUCAAAUACAAAUGCAAUGAUAUUGUUUUAUUGUGUCAUUCGUUGGUAAACAGGAAUUUUAUAUGCAAAUAAACUUGAGAGUAGCAACAAUAUUUUAGUGAUUGUCUCAGCAUGUGAAGGACUGUAAAUAAUGCAGUUCCCCUCAGAGACAGUAUGUAUGUCAACAGGAUUUAUGUUUUGAAUUUACUUUUAAUUCACUUUUAAGUCACUUCUUAAAAUCAGUUCUACACAGAGGCAUUCCCUUGUAUUUUUCGUUUAUUAUUUCCUUUUAAUUUUCAUAAUUCUUUCAUAUUUCAUAAUUAUUAAACUCCUUCUCAUAUGUACCUUUUUUUCAGUGCCGAAUAGCUUUGA
This is a messenger RNA of Acanthochromis polyacanthus (spiny chromis), 2176 nucleotides long. It is a transcript of the gene rsad2, whose product is annotated as radical S-adenosyl methionine domain containing 2. Gene Ontology annotation, cellular component: endoplasmic reticulum; lipid droplet; endoplasmic reticulum membrane. Bases 72 to 1283 code for a protein of 403 amino acids. The transcript is spliced from 6 exons. NCBI's taxonomy places the organism in Eukaryota, Metazoa, Chordata, Actinopteri, Pomacentridae. The record is from RefSeq and is a predicted model, not a curated record. Gene Ontology annotation, biological process: positive regulation of immune response; defense response to virus. Gene Ontology annotation, molecular function: catalytic activity; 4 iron, 4 sulfur cluster binding.